AUGUUGCGACCGGUGAUUCGGCUAGCCAGAGCGGCGCAACCCGUGGCCGCCCACAGAACGCUCUUCACGGAAAGCGACACGUGUGUGCGAGUCUUCAACACCAUCGACCAGGUGCGAGCAUGGAGACGUGAGAAGACCCUUCUGGGCCAAUCGAUUGGCUUUGUUCCCACCAUGGGAGCUCUUCACCGGGGCCAUUUGGACCUGGUCAAGGCAUCAAUUGCCGAAAACGACCACACCAUUGUCUCCAUCUUUGUCAACCCUUCGCAGUUUGCACCCCAUGAGGAUUUCGGCCAGUACCCUCGAACUGUUGAUUCCGACGUGGCCAAGCUGACGGAGCUGCGGAACUCCAUCCAGACUGACGAACAGGUGCAUUACACAAACGAAUUCGCCGUUUUCGCACCCUCCGUCAACGAAAUGUACCCUUCUGGUAUCCCUCUGGAUGUCAAGGAGCAGGUGGGAGCCUUCAUUGAGGUCAAGGGCCUGAGCCACCAGCUGGAAGGAUCCAUUCGACCCCAUUUCUUCCGAGGUGUCGCCACCGUGGUCACCAAGCUGCUCAACAUUAUCCAGCCGGACCGGGCAUAUUUCGGCCAGAAGGACGCCCAGCAGUGUGUGGUGGUGUCUCGUCUGGUGGCUGAUCUGCACAUUCCCACAGCCAUUACCAUUGUGCCUACCACGAGAGAGGCCAAUGGAUUGGCUAUGAGCUCACGAAACGUGUACCUGACGGAAGAAUCCAAGGACAAGAGCAAAGUGCUCUACGAGGCUCUGACUUCAGCUCAGCACAUGUUCAGGGAUACCCCCAACGUCACCUACGGAGACAUUCGAAAGAAGGUGCUCGACACCAUUGCGGCCUCGGAGUUCUCCAUUGACGUGGAGUACGUCAGCGUCAGCGACAAAAAGACCCUCAUAGACUACCCGCUAGACGAGGCCGUCAACAAGGACGACGGCUGUCUCAUUUCUGCUGCAGUCAGAGUCCCCAACAAGGACGGAGCAAAGACUAGAAUCAUUGACAAUGUUCUGUGUUAA
Molecule: messenger RNA, 1023 nt
Organism: Yarrowia lipolytica CLIB122
Lineage: Eukaryota; Fungi; Ascomycota; Dipodascomycetes; Dipodascales
Biological process (GO): pantothenate biosynthetic process
Molecular function (GO): pantoate-beta-alanine ligase activity
Source: RefSeq, a predicted model, not a curated record